This is a messenger RNA of Anopheles darlingi, 1725 nucleotides long. Its product is annotated as SEC14-like protein 4. The transcript is spliced from 6 exons. The record is from RefSeq and is a predicted model, not a curated record. The coding region runs from base 267 to 1544 and encodes 425 amino acids. Gene Ontology annotation, cellular component: cytoplasm. NCBI's taxonomy places the organism in Eukaryota, Metazoa, Arthropoda, Insecta, Diptera, Culicidae.
GGUAGAUGGCUCGAAGUCUAAUUCUGAAUAUUUACGGAAAUAACAUCGGAUAACCUGAUCCCAUGUGGGUGGACCAAAAUUCGUCUCUAGUGGUGCUGAACAGCAGCCGGUUAACAACAACCACCUAAACCAACCAGUGUGAGUGUGCCUAGUGUUUUACAAAAAAAUAAAACAAACAAAGCAACCCUCGUCGCAGUUGUUGGGGUGUAUUGAGAGCGUUGCGUGAGUUUCAGUUCGGCCUCCUUUGAUAUUGCUGGCAGCGCAGAAUGUCUACCAAAAUGCCGGUCCUGGAGGAUGAUGAGCGGUUCGCGUUGAUGCAGUUCCGGCGCAAGGUAGCGGACACACUGAAACCGGAGCACGAUGACUACUAUCUGCUACGUUGGCUGCGUGCACGCAACUGGAACCCGGAGGCGGCCGAGAAGAUGCUGCGCGAUUCGAUGAAAUUCCGCGAGCGCUGGAAUACGGACGAGAUCGCCAAGUGGCCAACGCCGCAGAUAUUGCGCGACUACAGCCCGCACGGUGUGGCGGGAUUCGAUAAGGAGGGUUCCCCGAUCAUCAUCAUCCCGUUCGCCGGUUUCGACAUCUGGGGCCUGCUGCAUACGGUUUCGCGUGCCGACAUCGUCCGCAUGACGAUGCAGGCCCUCGAGGGCUACAUGAAGCUGGCGUACGAGCAGAGCCAGAAGACGAACAACCCGAACAGCCGCCAGUUUGUGGUCGUGUUCGAUAUGGACAACUUUAAUCUGAAGCAGUACAUCUGGCGACCGGCCAGUGAGGUGGUGAUUUCGCUGAUCAAAAUGUACGAGGCGAACUAUCCGGAGAUCCUCAAGUGUUGCUACAUCAUUAACACCCCGAAGGUGUUCGCCUUCGCGUACAACAUGGUGAAGAAGUUCUUGGGCGAGUACACGAUCGAUAAGAUCCGGAUUUAUAAGCCGGACCGGAGUAAGUGGCUGCCGGCCAUACUGGAGCGCUGCGAUGCCGAUCAAAUUCCGGCGUACUUUGGCGGUACGCAGACCGAUCCGGAUGGUAAUCCGAAGUGUGAGAAGAAGAUCUGCUGGGGUGGUAAGGUACCGAAGGAGUUGUACACGUCGAAGGAGGAUAGCUUCAACAAUAAUCUUACCUUUACUGACACGGAGAUCCGUAAGGGCAGUAAGCUGAAGCUAACGUUCGAUUGUGAGGAUACUGGUUGCUUCCUAAAAUGGGAAUUCCGUACGUUUGAUCACGAUAUCAAGUUUGGCGUCAAGUGCGUCAACAAGAAAACGGAUGAAUCGGUCAUCGAGGUGCCUCUGAAGCGUGUUUCAUCGCAUCAGGUCGACGAAUCCGGCUUUAUUACCUGCCAGCCCGGAUGUACCUAUCAUGUACUGUUCGACAAUUCAUAUUCGUAUUUCAAGACGAAAAAGAUACGCUAUUCCGUGCUCAUGACUGCACCGCUCAGUGAUGUGGAGCAAACGGUAGCCCCGAUAGCGAUCACCGAGGAAGUGGAUCCACAGGCGAGACCGGAAGAUGGAGAGGAAAAUAACGAAUCGUCCGUUCAGACGGCACUCUAAGCGGGUGCAAUUUUGAGCGCCGAAGAGUGAUAUGUUUUUUGGGAUGUGUGAUUAGAAACAUAACAAGCGGGGGCAAUUUAACACAACACGUUGGAAUGCAAAAAAAAAACAUGGAAAAUAUUGUUUCGAGCCAAAGAUUAACUUUCCACGUCUUUUUAUAUUUUGAUUGGAAAAUUUGGUG